Molecule: messenger RNA, 9103 nt
Organism: Porites evermanni
Lineage: Eukaryota; Metazoa; Cnidaria; Anthozoa; Scleractinia; Poritidae
Source: the annotation of a GenBank genome assembly
UGAUCUUUAUCAGAAAUUCAGUAUAGCUUCAGCAAUGCCAUUCGUCAGUCGAUACGUGUUUCAGCUUUUUUUCUUAUUCCUCCCUUCUGGCUUGAUCUGUAAUAAUUGUGAAUGGCGGGAGAAAAAAGGUAGUGCCAACUAACAAAACUCUCUUUCUGGCAACGACGAAACAAUAGCUGAAAGGAAUUGCAUAGAAUAUUACUCGAUGCUCUAGAAACGCUUGCUGAAGCUAAAAGUAUGUGCUGAAAAGAAGGCACAGUUUUAAAAGGCAAAAAACUGCACGGAGCCGUAAAGUCCCUUGCGCCAUGAUUUCUAUCCUGUUGACUGUGGUUCUCGCCGUGAUUUCAUUCUCUGUUAUUUCAUCAGGUAUGACCUAGUCAGUAACUACACCACUAUUCUUGUACAAGCAUGUCAAUAACGUACUUAUUCAGACAUUAUAUGUAUACAAAUAAUGACAAACCGAGCGAUACUGUCUAUUUUCUGAUGUUUUAGAAGCUGGAAUUAAUAACAUCCCAAGAAAUAACAGCGAAAACAAGUAAGAAUCUGUAACAACUAUACAUUCUAAAUACUCUUAAUCUUACGAUUGUCGCAUCUUUAGUCGCAUAACUCAGCCGGAAGAACAGUCUAUGAUUUAGCAAACCCAACGCCUGUUCAGCUUUACAGUAUCAGUAUUAUGUUCACUACUCAAUAGGCCAUUUGCAUGAUGGCGUCAUUUUACUGCUACGAUCAGAAUCCUUCGGGUUUUUGCUUUCUUGUGCAAAUUAGGGCUUUCUCAUUGGAAUUUUAUACAAUGCCUGGGCCGGUACCAUUAACGCGUUCGCAAUGAAACUCUUGUGAUUUCAUUCAGGCUAUAUUCUUAAUUAUUGGAACUGAAAGUUCAUACGUCAUCUUGGAACAACGUUCUGCUAAUACAAAACACCCUGUUUAAUAAGGUUGCCUAAACUAGAUCUAUAAAAUUCCAUUCCAAUCGGAUCGAGGACAAAGGAGAAACGGGUCCGUUUAAAGACCACUUACUUUUAAUUAAUACAACGUUUUAUCACUAUUUUAUCUCAGCUCUUUCCAUCACAUUUCAUCGUGCAUUCCAUAUGGCAUCAAUCAAUCCCUAUUCAAAAACGGUGGUUACUGCAAAAGUGUGAUCGGUAAUGUGCCAGUUAAGGGAACCAUUUUGGAGCUCCGUGACAAAGAAGAGAGAUUGGAGAUGUUUGGCUGGUUGAUUAGAUAUUCCAAGCAACAGCAUCGACCACGCCAAAGCUGCCUCAAUCAGAUCAACGAUAUAUACUGUCAUCAUUACUUUCAACGGUGUUACAUUGAUUUUACGGUUCAGCGUGUUUGCAGAGAAGCAUGUGAGAAAUUAAAAUCUGAACAUUGUGAUCCGGAGUUCGAAAAGGCAGAUCAUUUAAACCGUAAGGGAACACACAAGUUUCACAUCAUAGACUGCGCAGAUCUGCCAUCUCGAAAAGGAUCAAGUAUCUGCUACGACCCCGCUAACAGGACCGAAGGUUAGAAAUACACAUGAAACGAACAACCUUACCUUACGUUUAUUUUUUAGAGGAGGCAGCGUGGCCGAGUGGUCAGAGCUUUGGGCGUGCGAUUCUGAGGCCCCGAGGUUCAAGUUCCGUUCUGAUCGCUAGCUGGAUUUGUUCUCGGCAGUCCCGAGUUUAAAUCAUGGGUCAUGCUUGUAAAUAGUAAACUGGUUUGCCUCCGACCAGUUGGGAUUCUUAACCCUGUUAAGUUCAAUUUGAAUUAUUUGUUUCCGAAGGAAUUCGAUCGGCGCCACUAGCACUAGUGCUAUAAAUACUGCCGAGGAUGAAUAACGGAAUUCGUCUUCUUAUUAUUAUAAUUUUAAAGCCAAAGCAUGAAGGUUUAAAAUAACUUCUGAUUAAACGGCUUUUAGAGUGGCUUCACACCAGUCGACGUUAAACCUUGUUUUGCUAAAUGAGUAAAGCAAGGGACCAACUGUACCAAAUCCAAAACGAGUGUAAACGACAAGAAAAGCGAAUAUUAUCAGUGCUGAUUUGAUUGAAACUUUGCUCUGCACAAAUCGGAACCUUUUAAUCCCUUUUUAUUUGAAGAGGAAAUCUCCACGCAAAAUGCUUUUGUUCAAGCCUUUUGCCUAGUUUGGUUGGUGCUUAACACAAAAUUUGGAGGAGGUUAAUGGAUAUUAUAUAGGUUUAGCCAAGGUCAAAAGCGAAGCUCUCAUUGAAACUUUUCAGAAUAGUAUUUCUUGGGUUGUUUUCUGCGCCUGCGAUCUCUUAAAUACCAUAACUGGUCAGCUGAGAACUUUACAAAACACGUCACUUCAAUGAGUUGAACACUUGAACCCACAGUCGUGUGACACUGGUCAGUAGAUACACUAUUUUGGCAUUUCACAUCCGCUAACAUGAAGGGGCGGAGGGCGUACGGGUGAUUUUGUCAUAACCAAAAUUUCGUGGAUGCAUAGAUAACCAAAUGUUUUACCCAUGGUGCUCCACUGCGCGCGAGAGCUCCGCCAUAUAAAAUGAAAAAAGGUAUCCAUUCAUAUCCGCACUUUCCCAUGCCACACCAGUAUAAAAAGAAAAUAAUAAUAACCAAUAUGCACACGUGUGUUUAUUGACGAAAGAAAGAGCACAUUUCUUACUGACAAUAUCCUUUCUUUUUUGUCCCUCUUUUUUCAAUCAGAAGAACUUAAUGUUCCCAGUAAAGGUAAGUUCAAUGUACGCUUUCACAGGGCACAUGGACGAAUUCAAUUACUUUACGAAAAAUAAAAUGUUUGACUGGGUAGCCCUUGUAGACUAGAUGAUUUGAACCUUGAUAUGGACGAAGCGACUGGAAUACUUGGGAUGUGUCAGAAUAAUACGAACUGGAACAUAGCUUCUGUAUUAGAUUCCCGGAGAGCUUUUCAUGAUCUACCCUUUUCAAACAUGGAUAAAUAAAUUAGAUAAAUAACUGAAUUCUAGGAUAUUGAUUUGCCAAGCCAUCAUAGUAUAUGUGAAUGUUAUAGGUCUGAAGCAAGGGGUUUUGUGAUCAAAUAAUCACAAAGAAAUAAACGGAUAUGUGAGGAUUCUUUAAAGGUGCUAUGUCACCCCACACGGAUGCGCGAGCCAAUGAAAACAAACUUGAAAAAGUCGGCCCGUCUUUUUCAAGUUCUGUCAAAGAUUUUGGAAGGCUGUUUUUAUCUGUCUAAAUCUCAGCCAUCGCUCGACAGUUAGCGAAGUUUUGUAUUAAGAAUCGUUCUAUGGUGAUUACAGAAUAUUUUUUUGGCGUUAUUUUGAAAUUGUUUGCCUGUGGAAUGUUUUUACGUGGAUUUACUGUAUCCUCUUCGUUAUCAGCGGCCGUUGUAAUUGCAGAGUUAAUGACGGCUACUCCACAAUGAGUGAUGGAAUCUUUGAUGGAAUCUUCCCUAUAGUUCACAGAACCUUUCUAUUGAGUUAUUUUAGAGGUUGCUGGCUCUUGGAUUUUUCUUGUGCUCAAAGUAUGUGGACAUAUAAUGAAGCGGCUAUCGAGUUGGCGGCGGCCGUUUUUGGUAAACGAUUACAAGAGCAUCAGGCCAUGAGUUUCGUGACCAAACUAAACUGCUGGCAAAGGAAACAUUAUAAAAUUCGGUUAGAUUCCUUCUUGUAUUUAUCUGGAUUCACGGCAAAGAUAAACACGACCGUUUGCUCGUCCAGAUUGUUCUCAACGGACUUAGAGAGGCACCUUAGUACGAGUUAGAUCCUGUAAAUGCCAUGUUUUUGAACUGUUUGUGUUCGAGCAUAUUUUUGAAAAAUAGCAGAGUUUACUUUCCCUUUUUAUCAACGGACUGCUUAUAGUGGAGUAGUAUAUGCUUAUAGUGGUUCUGUUUUUCUCGACGUCGCAGUGAUUCGGCACGAUCGAACAAGUUUGCGCGAUAAUGUAUGUUCCCUAAGAUCAAAACAAAGACUUGAUACCUAUUCAAUUUUUGCGCAUGCGUUUGGAUUAUGGAAUAGUUAGAAAUAGCUACAGGUUUUGUAAUUCUUCAUAAACUGAUGACUACGGCUUUGCUUUAAGUCCACAUCUUAGACAACACUUAACAACAUUUAACAACAUUUUGUCUUAAAAGCAACCAUGACCGGUUUCUGUUUCUGUUUAAAUUUCUGUGUCAGUUUCUUCCUCGUAUUAGUAUUUUGGCUUUAACAAGGCUCCAAGCUCUUUAAUUAUGUUGGAUUUUCAAAGUCGCAUUUCGACUUAUUUCUUUUUUAUGGUCUUGCCAUUGUGACUCUGAGACGCAGCGAAUGCAUAAUCGUAUUCAUUUCCUUUUAUUUCUGAAACUUCUGCCUCUACAUCUCGCGAUCUCUUCGCUUAAAUCAAGAGGCUGUUCCACGGCAUUCCAGUUCAUUUUACAGCGUUUUUCCAAUUACUUACUCUUGCUCGCCAAGCAAUUAACGUUAGCGACGAAAUUAUUUCUAAAUGACAAAAUCAUAGCUUCAUGGUAAACAAAUAUGUAUCCCGAGCGUUAGAUUUUAAUUUACAAACAAUAAAGAUAACCUUUGAAAACAGUUUGGCCGAACUGAAAGACCCCAAUUGCAAUCCAUUUUAAUCUUCUUCAAUUUUGCUCAUCCAUGCCUUCGUUAUUUUUACUGCGUUGAUAUUCAAACCUUCCCUCAAUGGUUUAAGUGAGUAUUUCUAAGUUGCGCUCAAUUUCGUGGCCAAGUCGUAGUGACAGACUUUCGUCUCAUAGGUUAUUUAAUAAUGAAUUUGUCGAAUUUCUUGUUUAAAGAUUGCUUCAUCGGGGACGGGCGUGGCUACCGGGGCAGAACCAGCACAACUAUAUCAGGCUACACGUGCCAGCCAUGGAGUGCACCACACCCUCAUCUUGACCAGGCGGUCAAACAGCAGAUAUCCGAAGAGAUAAAAAAUGGUAGCAAUUCCUGCCGCAAUCCAAGAGGUCUUAGUGUGAAAGGCCCAUGGUGUCUUAUCAGCAACAGGACCGUGCAGUGGGAGUACUGUGAUGUUCCUAAAUGUUCCAUAGAAGGUACGUUACUGAAUUCCAAAACUUACACAAAUAUUUGAUAGGAUAUGAAAUGAAAUGAAACCACUUCACAGGAAGAAGCCUUUCCAUGCCCCAAAAGUAUGAAUUAACGUACCGUCUGUGAACGUAGUCCUGAACAGGACUGUUGUUGUUGACAGUGACUGACGUUUCGACAGCCUGUGCGGUAUAGUCAUCUUCAAACUCAAAGUGAGUUGUAUCACGUCAGUUGAUGGUAUUAUACACUGGUUAUUGAUCUGAUUGGACAAUUACGUCGCGAUGUUAUUGGUCGUCUGUCAGUUAAGCCGUGAUGUUAUUGGCUGUGAAGACUCGUAAUCUGUAAUUGGUGCGUUUCGAUCCAUCUAUUGUAGCAGCAUUUGAUUUUGUUUACUGCUCCCUGUCUGUCCUCCAGCUUGUCUUUGUCCUUGACAUUAGUAAGCAGUCGCCGUUAAGUGGUUAUCGGUUUGUGUGCAACAAGUAUAUUGUAUUAGGUUGUAAUAGACGUGCAAUAGUUUCAGAGGUGCCUCUGAUGUACGGUAUAGUCGCUGUCGUAACAGGGCCAGAGUUGGUCUGAGUGUUGGAAUCAGUGUUACUGUGAGUGUUCCGUCUAACAAAGUCCGUGUUGUAAUUGUUCUUACUAAAAACGUUGUUAAGAUAAUCAGUCUAGUCUUGUAGGCUGUCAGAAGAGUUACAGCUUUCUUAAUAAGUACCGCAUGCAUGGCAGUACAGCUGAAAUGAUUUUUGUUGCGUAAUCACAGUAUAAUAUAAAAUAUUACUCAGACUCAAUGUUACCUAACUGCUCCGCCUUAACAAAAUAAGAAAUAAAAAAGGGAAAGACAGCAGUUAACUAACAAAUGUACUGGUUAGAAAGGUUAAUGCCACAUGAAUUACCACAUUGCAGGAUGUUAUCCUUUGCUUAUUGACUACACUCCUCGAUUCUGAGCGCAAUCCACGAUAUUGGACUGCCAGGCACUUUAUUUUUCUUUUAUUCUCUCUAUUACAAAGCCCCCUUAGACCCACCAGCCAACUUUCGAGGUCACAGCUUAAACUCGAGAAGUAUUGAACUCUCCUGGGGACAAGUUCCAAAAUAUCUUCGGUAUGGAACAGUGCUCGGCUUCCAUUUGGCUUGCCUAAGGCUCAACUCGACAGAAGAACAUUCGGUGAAUUUGCCAUCUGCAAAGCUUAAUUGGAUGUUCAAAGGACUGAGAAAAUUUACAAGUUAUAGCUGUCGACUGAGAGCUUACGACAGGUUUGGAAAUGGUACAUGGAGUAAAAAACUGGUGAUUUCAACUGAUGAGGAUGGUAUGUCUGAUAAAAUUGUUCACGAAUUUGUUUUUUCUGAAAUCUCACUGAAUUAUUGAAUGACUGACUGACGACUGACUGCCUUCUAGCGAUAAAAUGUGUUUUGGAGAAUAAAAAUUGGUUGACCGGAGACACCAUUCCACGAAGCUGAGGUCGACAUCGGAGUAGAAUUUCUGUCUUUUAUCAAGUAGCAAAGUGUAGAAAGCGUUCUUGAAUCAAUGGAUAAAGGGGUGGAGGAAACCUAAGGCAUUCGUCAAAAAAAAGACUGCGGUUCAGUUAGGGUUUCUGUUAUUAGGAGCUUUUAGGGCAGGGGUUCUGCUCGUAGAUAAAGGAUCGUUAGACGAUAUCCAAUGUGCAACAGGCUUAUUUUUUUCCCACAAUUUGACAGUUUAUACUCUUAGUCUACUUCUUUUCUUAUGGUGUACUUGCAAAAAAGCAGUUUCUGCAUUCUUUGACAAAUCUUAAGGAUUAGGAUGCAAAGAUACUACAGCUAAGUGUUUUGACCAAGCUAAAUAACUGGCUACACUGAAAAUUAAAAGGAUCUGUUUCAGCCCUAAAGUGUCAAUUCAGCCCUUCCUGGAGCCAUUUGAGCACAAUUUAGGCCAAAAAAGCUCAAUCAAAAGGCUAUUCCAGCCCACGGUAGGGACCAUUUCAGCACUGGGACCAAAUCAGCCUUGGCUAAUUGGACUGUAUUGGCCCUGAUUUAAGGGAGCCAAAUUAGACCCAAAAAUAGGACUGCAUUUUACUCACCGAAACGGCCCUGUUUUUAGGGCUAAAACAGAUCUUUCUGAUUUAGAGUGUAUCAUUCCUUGCUGAUAGAUAUAUUACAGCAGAUCCGUACUUCUGUAUGGGUAUAGCAUUAGACAACGUUGGGUGGAGGCAAAUUGGACACCUUAUGAGGUUUACUCAUUGCAUUAUUCUCUUAACGUAACGAUACCAAAAAAGGACCCCAGCAACCUUGUAGAAUUGCUGAAAACAAACAAACAAAAAUGCAGAGCAUCAGUUAUGGAGAGAACAUAAAAAAGUCAGGAAACUCUGAUGUGUAGUGAUUAUGUUUUAGCACUGGACUGAAAACGGUUAGCUUUCAAAUAUUGUAAUGUGAUACGGCAUGUUCUUCAUGUACUUUUACUGAAGGAAACAAGCUGGCUUCAGCCAAUGUUACCUAAUGCUAAUAUUUCUGUAUUUACUGUUUUGUUAUAGUCCCAGAUCGUCCUCCGAGAGAAAUAUCGGCGUUUAGCUUAGGCAAUAAUGCCGUGCAGCUUAACUGGAGACCAGUCUCACCGAAACAUACCAAUGGAAUGGUGCUUGGUUACAGAGUGUUUUAUAAUGAAGUUCACAACACGUCACGAUCCGCCAGCAUCAAGGUUGCAGCAGAAGAAACGCAUUUAACUAUUGGUGGGUUGAGACCCAGUACAAACUAUAGCUUCCAGAUACUUGCAUUUACCACAAAAGGCAACGGUACUAUCAGUGCAAAAUACUUCGCAAAAACGUUUUCAGGUAUAUAAAGGCGCUUCUUCUUUUAAAGGUAAUUAUUUGAUAUGAGAAAAGUUCAGGAAAGUUCUCAUUUUGGUUCCUUAUUGACCCGCCGCUGUUGUUCGAGGAUAGCAUUUUGUGAAAAAAGAGUGUUCUCGGACAAAGAAAUUAACAAGCCUUGACAUUCCAACCCAAAUUGAAAUUAGACAUUUCCUCUUCGCUCGUAAGGGUUACAAGAGUAGCGUAGUGCUUAUUAUAGCGGCAAAUAUAUCUGACCUUAUACAGCAGUACAGUGAGCAAGCAACAAUAGUUUAUACGUAAUCAAACGUACGCCUAAACCCCUGUUAAGUGUUGUUAUACGAACGUUCGCAAUCAUUUUAUGAAAGUUGUUCUAAAGCUACAACUUAGCGAUACCUUUAAACCUUUGAGGAAAAAAGCAUUAGAAUAGUUCGGUGACGCUUAUAAAACAAAACUACCUUUCUUGAUUACUUUACUUGCACUGUCUAAUUUAAAUUCAUGCCUUAUUCUCAGAUUUUUCGAUGAAGCCAAAUCGAGAAAGCGACGAGAGACGACAAAGCAGUACCACAGGCCUAGGUACUUAACUUUAAUCUCUCACCUCAACUUAUAAGCAUGGUAAAGGUUUUCAAUUUCCUUAAUUCGUCAGUGUCAUCGAGAAUUUACGCUUUCUUUUUGUGUUUUCAUCUAACAGGAACAGAAGCCAUUGUUAUAACAAUCGUUAUAUCCAGUAUAGUUGCUGUUGGAGUAAUUUGUCUAGCAAUCUACUCUGUCAGAAAGAAACAGUCAUGGAACCUCAGAGUCCGCUACAGUAAGUGAUAAUAGACACCCUUCGUCUACUACCAUCUCCCCACUAAACCAAAAAAAUGGCCCUGGUGUUAACAGCUAGUCUGCUUAGUCUCAUGGGCCACAAACACUCUCUAAUGUCGCACGCGCUGGACGCGCUCAACUCAACGAGCAGAUUUCCAAAAUUAGAAGCUUCACUACAGUAUCUAUUGUAAGUAAAAUAUAAUGUUCACAAACAAGCUUUGACCUAGUUAGGUAAUGAUCGGUUUGCACUCGAAUUCAAAUUUAGACAUUUAGAAAGGAGAUUUCUGGGAUGUUUUUACUUACAAUUUGUAACUUUCGCACCCGAUGUUUAAAUCAUAAAUUACCCCGCUUUAUUUUUAGAAACAAAUGUAAUUUUCUUUGAUUCCAGUGACGCCUAAUGUACCCGGAAAAGAUAUCAACGAAAGUCUUGUCGCAGUAGAGGCGAUUAAUGCAGGUGAAGUGAGAGAGUUAACCGCUCUUGGAGAAAUAAAGACGUGUUCUGAGGGAUGGAGGCAGAGCACAGAGAGACUAACUACAUAA